AUGGCUGCCUCUUCUUCAUCCUCUUCAGCUGGUGGAGUUAGUGGAAGCUCUGUAACUGGAUCUGAGUUCAGUGUCUCAGACCUUGUCAUGCUACGAAAAGCUCUUUUUACUUACCCCAGAGGAGCUGGGGAAAUGUUAGAAGAGGGCUCGGAGAAAUUCCUCUGUGAAUUGGUUUUCAGCUACCAGGUUGCAUCCACAUUAAAGCAAGUGAUACAUGAUCAGCAGAUUGCUCGGAUGGAAACACUUGCUGGUUUAGUUGAAGAACUGGAAGCUGAUGAAUGGAGGUACAAACCCAUAGAACAGCUUUUGGGGUUCACUCCUUCAUCGGGUUAAAAGCCUGU
Molecule: messenger RNA, 341 nt
Organism: Eublepharis macularius
Lineage: Eukaryota; Metazoa; Chordata; Lepidosauria; Squamata; Eublepharidae
Product: anaphase-promoting complex subunit 16-like
Exons: 1
Coding region: 1-333 (110 amino acids)
Biological process (GO): protein ubiquitination
Cellular component (GO): anaphase-promoting complex; kinetochore; cytosol
Source: RefSeq, a predicted model, not a curated record